AACCCCGAUCAAGGCACUGACUGAGUGAGUGACUGAGUGAGUGAGUGAGUGAGUGAGAAUCCGAGCAAUUAUUGACUUGUCAAGAGUGGCAGAAGAGGAGAUUUUUUCGUUUGAUCUUCUCCCAGUUGGCCAAGGGUUGUCCACGUGGAAAGGUCUUCUGAUCUCGAGUAGACACGGUCGGACAAUUGAUUAUUGAGACGUCAUGACAGGCAUCAAAUUAGUGGUUCUCAUCCUGACUUGUUGGGACCUGUGGCCCUCAGCUCGAUCCCAAUACUAUCCCGGAGGAUUUUCGAACUCAUAUUCGCCCUCGUCUUCAGCCUCAUUUUCCAGUGGAGAAAGCGGUUCAUCUUCUCCAUGGACGACUCGAGCUCGCUAUCCAUCCCAAACCAAGAGCUCGUUCCCUGGAAAUCCCACCUUUGGACAACGUCAGGGCUAUGGAUUUGGCCGCCCCACUACCUUCAGUGGAUCUUCCAGUGGUUUUGGCGAUAAUUCGGGUUAUUCGGGCUCCUUGGGAUCUUCUUUGCCGUCGUCGUAUUACUCCCAACCCAGUUAUUCCUCGGUGUCCAAUCCCGCCUAUUCUUCCUCCCCCUCGGAUUCUUACUCCAAUCCUAGUUUCUCCAAUGACUUGGAUGGAUUCAGCUCGGUUCCCACCAAUUCCAAACCACAGAGCUUCAGUCAAAAUUCGGGAUCUUUCAGCUCCAACACGGGUGUAUUCAGUUCCACCUCCAAUUCCGGGGGAUUCAGCUCAAAUACGGGUGGUUUUUCCUCGAACACCAAUCAAGGUUUCCCAUCGACCUCGAGUUCCGGAGGAUUGAGUUCCAGUACUCCCGAUGAAAAUGGGUUUUACAUCAAGUACCCUGACCAAGAGACCGGACAGCAAUACUUCGAAGGCGACACUUUGGUCAUCAAAGACUUAUCAGACACCUACAGCAGCUACAACAACCAAGAGCAACAAGAUCUCACAGCAUUGCCCACUCCCAAGCCUCCCUCCAAUGUCGUGAAGAUCAUCGGCCCCAAUGGCCAAGUGUCCGAGACAAUCGUGACCCCCAGUGCAGAGGACAAUUCGAUUCCGAACUCGUAUCUCCCACCUCCGGAAGUGAUUUCGAUUCCCUCAUCUCCAUCUUCGCCUCUCCUUCAACCACUUGAUUUGGAAGUGCCGACCGCUCAAACCGAUCCCAAUCUGGGUCCAAUUGCGAGUCCCUCGGACAAUGAAACUGCCUCCGAGGGUUUAGACUCACCCAGUAUUUCUAUCGAUCAAGGAAAAGAACCGGGGAUCGAAACUACCCCAGCAAAAGACCCCGAGGGAGAUAUUGAUGUCAACUUUGGACAGGACCUGGGGGAAAGCAAUUCUCUAAAUUUCGAUGGAGAAGUAUACGCCUUUGAUGGCCCAAGUGAGGCUCCCCAAGAGAUUGACAAUGCCGUCGAUGAGAAUGAUCUUAGCAUCACUGAGAAGGAACCGACUCCUGACCUGGAGCCAUCUAACCUAGAUGAACUCACUUUCGGCAAGCCAAGUGUCAACAGUUUGGAUCUGAAUGACAUCCCUGUGGAACCAGUGAGACAAGCCAGCGACACCACCUUUGUUACCGUCACGGACGAACCAAGUGGUUCCAUGUGUCCCAACAACGCUACAUGCAUCAGGUGGAUCCAUUGUAAGAGCAAUAAUGGCAAAUUUGCUGGCAUGUGCGGUUUUGGUGAGUUCAACGUGUGCUGCAUGUCAGACCGGGAUCUUUCCCAUUUGGUCGGAGUUCAUCAUCCCACCCCUUCGGAAACCACAACUAGGAGAAUACCCGUUCCCAAUGUCCCUGAGCAAGAGCUACCCAUUUCAAGCACUUCUGAAGCAGCGCCACAGGAUGUUAGUGGAUCCACAUCGACCAGUUCUACCACCCCGACAGGUUCCACCACCGACGCAAUCCCAAUCACAUUUAGUACUGCUUCACCUACUAUCACCACGGAAGUAACAACAACAACUACAGUUGCAUCCACCACAGCCUCAACAACGACAACUUCUAUCACCACUCCAGUCCCAACCACACCUACAACACCAACAAAUCCUGCAGUCACAUCAUCAACGCCACGAUCAACACCCACGACUCAACCAAGCUCCAUCGUCCCGACAGACACCUCAACAGCGGCAGUGUUCCAACCUCCUGUUCAGACGCCCUCCGACCACACCUUCUAUCAGAUUCCCAGCCAAGAGUACACCAAACCUUUCACUUAUGAUUACACCAAAUUCAUGUCUUCAUCCACGAGCGGCGAUAGUUAUCAUGCCAAUCAUCAUCACAAAUACAAGUAUCCCACGUAUGCUCCUCAUACAUCCAAGAUCCCGGAUUUUGGAAGCGCCCUCUACUCUUCGCAGAGCACCAUCACAAAAGUGAAGGACAAGGCUCGGCCUCAAGGUUUUGACGAAGCCUUGUUCAGCCAACCGCAAUCCACAACUACCACCGCUUCUACCACCACUAAAACAACGACCACGACGACCUCAAAGCCAACCAGGACCCGGUUCAAAGUGCGACCGUUCGCAUUUGACACCAAUCGGUUUGGUUUCGGCAAUAACGCCCCGUCUUGCUCGGCAGCCAUGCUUUGCGUUAAAAAGAGUUUUUGCUCGUUACUGGGGGAAGUAAUGGAGAAACCACAACAGCUGUCGGACAUGGUAAGGCUCUUCUCGGGGGUGCCUUUAAUCACUUGUAAUCCCGUGCGGAAAUCGUCUGCCCAGCCCUCUGACGAAAGCAACAGCGUGGACAGUGGCGGCGACCAAGAUGAAAUCCACGUGUGUUGUCGGGACACAAAUUACUUCGAUCCAUGGCCUUAAAUUUCAAUCAGUCUUGGCAUGAACUCUUGUUAUAUUUAAGACAUUUUACUACGGGUAUUGUUGUAUGAGAACAGCCGAUACGACCUCAUUCAAAAUACAAAUUAAAGAAGAUACAAAAAUGCUGUUUACUUGGCACAACAUUUCAAUUGUUAUCGCAUUGGAAGUAUAAUGUAAUACAUUUGAACAAAAUCAGCAUGUUCAUCGCAUUGGAAGUAUAAUGUAAAAAACUUGAACAAAAUCAGCAUUUUCAGGCCUUCUACGGUUCCAGGCAAUUAUUCAAAACCGUGCAAUUGAGUAUUCGACCCCACAUCAGAAUUGUCACUAA
This is a messenger RNA of Tigriopus californicus, 3134 nucleotides long. Its product is annotated as mucin-12-like. The record is from RefSeq and is a predicted model, not a curated record. Lineage: Eukaryota; Metazoa; Arthropoda; Copepoda; Harpacticoida; Harpacticidae. Bases 203 to 2809 code for a protein of 868 amino acids. The transcript is spliced from 6 exons.